AAUGCAUAUAAACUAGGAUUUACCACAACACGAGAGUAAAAGAGCGAGACAAUACAUUUGAAAUAAGCAGCUCUGGAUCGAGAGACAACAACGGGAGUCUCUGGUUGUAUAAGAAGGUCUUACAUGAAGGAGCGUAGAGUGGAACUGAGCAAAGGAUGACUUGCCAACUUUUUGCAGUCUCUAGAAACAAAAUGGCUUCAGAGCAAAUUCUUGUUCAGGUCUUGUUGUAACUAAACUUUCAUUCAUUAAAUGACAUUUACAAUUUAGCAAAAAAAAAAGGAUGACUUGCUGAUUUAAACAGAACCGGUGUAUGACUAUUGAUUUGGUCACAUACUUAAUCCGUUGUUGAUUUGUGUCCGCAAGUUGACCUUAGCUCUGUUUCGUUCUCUAUUUCUCCAUGUUAGAUUCCAUAUAAACGCAUCCAUACUCAUUUCUAUAUAAACGCAUACUCAUUUAGUCAUAUACAAAUAUUAUAUAGUUGGUCAUAAGAAUGGAAGUGGCCGAUCGUAUGAAACUUAUAAUCUAAUAACGUCACUUUAUAAAAUAGCAUAUUUGUCCUUUUUUCUUAACUAUCCUUCAGUUACUCAUCAAGAAAGAAGAAGGAAAUUCGAAUAAUGAAUGGGUGUAACUGGUAAACAUAUAUGGAAUUUGUGAAAUUUAAAAUAAAUGGAAUGGUAGAAAUGGAAUACAUCAAAAAAUGGAAUGGAAUUCAUUCCAUUCUUUCAUGAUCAAAUUUGUUAUGGAAUGAUUCUCUUUGUAUUUUCUCUAUUUAUUUUUGGAAUUGAUGGAAUGAGUAUUCCAUUCCAUUCAUGUCAAAUGGUAAAUUUUUUUAUAGAAUUAAUGGAAUAGGCCAUUCCACAUCAUUCCAUUCCAAAUAUGUACACAUCAUUCCAUUCCACAUCCACUAUUUUUCUUAGUGAAAUUAGUUCAACAGUUGUGGUUUUAACAUUAUAAUAAGUGUACUGCUAACAAAGGUUUGAUAUUCGUAUGAUGCUUGGAUGCGACGUGUGGAUAAUGCUUUGUCUAUACUACAGAUUUGAUGCCAUAACUGGUGCUCGGAAUUCAACAGUACUCACAUUUCAACAAUUUUAGAUUCUAUGCGGUCUGUCUUUUAGGCUGGUCAAAAUUCUUUUGGUCGCGCCAAACAAUACGUCCAAUCUCUACAUAAGCAUAUAUAUAUAUAUAUAUAUAGCUAGUUAAAGAUGUGAUUAAUGAUUAUGGAUGGAGUCUCCACUGCAAUUACUUCUGAAAAAUACGCCUAACCAUACAAGUGAAUGAAUUUUCUUAAUUAGUUAGGAAAUGAAAAUUAACAAAGUUAGAUGUUACAAAAGAUCUGUUUGAAGAGGGCACGGCCUAAACUGGAAAAAUCAUAAAUGAACGUAGACAACUCAAUUUAAUAAACACUUUAUAUGUCAUUAUUCAUUAAUUACUUAAGUCUAAUCAACUAUAUAACUUUAACUCAUUUCUGGUACGUACUACUAGAUUUGGAUAAAAUGAAAUAGAACAAGACAGUUACCUAAAACUGAGACUGGUGGCAUCAUAAUCAUCACAUGAGAAUAUUGAAUGAUUGAGCGGCUGUUUUGUAUGUUACGACUUGAAACACUUCACAUUAUAAGAGGCAAAGAUCUCUCUUUCCGCAACACAGAAACAAAGAAAAUGGACAAGACUGAUCAAAAUGUUAACCGAACGGAGAGAACGGUAGAGUCGGUCCUGAGAGUCGCAUCAAUGGCUCUAAGUAUUGCGAGUCUCGUGAUCAUGAUCAAAAACUCUAUCGCCAAUGACUUUGGCUCUCCUUCUUACUCAACUCUUGGAGCUUUCAAGUAUUUGGUGACUGCUAAUGGAGUUUGUGCGGCAUAUUCUGUUCUUUCUGCUAUCUUUGUAAUAGCCAUUCCGUGUCCUAUAAGCAAGCCCAGACUCUGGACAUUGUUCUUGCUUGAUCAAGUGGUCACGUAUGUGGUUCUAGCGGCUGGGGCUGUAUCUGCAGAGACGGUAUACUUAGCAUAUAAAGGAAACUUAAACAUCACUUGGAGCUCUGCUUGUGAUUAUUAUGGAAUCUUCUGUCACAAGGCACUAGUCUCAGUUAUAUUAACAUUCCUUGUUUCUGUUCUUUACGUGUCACUUUCAUUCAUCUCUUCCUAUAGACUCUUUAGCAGAUUCGAAGCACCUAAGCAUUGAAAGCAAAGAACACAUAAGUAGGAAGGUACAUGCAUACGAGAAACCUGGUUGAGAAAAGUGAAAGUGAAUGUUGAAUAAAAGAGCAACUGAUAUAAAUUAAGGUUUUGUUUCGCUAA
Molecule: messenger RNA, 2291 nt
Organism: Brassica napus (rape)
Lineage: Eukaryota; Viridiplantae; Streptophyta; Magnoliopsida; Brassicales; Brassicaceae
Product: CASP-like protein 2A2
Exons: 2
Coding region: 1564-2175 (203 amino acids)
Source: RefSeq, a predicted model, not a curated record